Tribolium madens (black flour beetle) is the source of this 1795-nucleotide messenger RNA. RefSeq names its product UDP-glycosyltransferase UGT5-like. Gene Ontology annotation, molecular function: UDP-glycosyltransferase activity. The transcript is spliced from 7 exons. The record is from RefSeq and is a predicted model, not a curated record. NCBI's taxonomy places the organism in Eukaryota, Metazoa, Arthropoda, Insecta, Coleoptera, Tenebrionidae. The coding region runs from base 97 to 1671 and encodes 524 amino acids.
CUUGACUCAUUUAAAUAUCUAAUUUUUAUAGUACAAAAAGGCUUGUGUUAAUUAUAAUUGAUAACAAUAUCAACAAAUAAAUAUUUGUUAUAGUUCAUGUUGUUUACACCAAAAGUUAAAAUGCUGAAGAUAAUAGUAAAUUUACUUUUCAUUUUGUCGGGUAUGUCAUUAAUUGAAAGUGCCAACAUUUUGGGAAUUAUGCCUUUUCCUGUGAAAAGUCAUUCGAUUUUAUUUGAGACUCUCCUGAAACGUCUGGCUGAAAAAGGACAUGAUGUUGAUUACGUUACGCAUUUUCCGUCCGAAAAAAAACCAGAAAGAUAUAACGAAUUGAGCAUACAUGGAAGCCUCCCACUGUAUCACAACAAUAUGUCAAUACAUGCAUUAAAGGAUCAUUCUAUUUAUGAAACAAUAAAAUUUAUAACAAUUUCUGAAGGAGUAGAAACUUAUUCUAAAUUAAUGAAAACUGCAGUUUUACAAAGUUUAAAAAAUUCAACGAAACGAUACGACUUAAUUAUUACUCACCUUUUUGGUUCUGAUGCAAUGUUGGGAUUUGGACAUUUAUUUAAUGCACCGGUAGUGUCACUUACGACAAGUGUAGCUUUGCCUUGGAUAAAUGGAAGAGUGGGAAAUCCGGAUAAUCCGUCUUAUGUUCCAAAUUUCUACUCAACUUCCAGUCCCAACAUGAAUUUGUAUGAAAGAAUUGCAAACACAAUUUUAUGGAUAAUGACCAGAAUUUGGUAUAAUUACUUGACUGUGGCUCCAACAAAUCAAUUGGUUAAAGAUUUUUUUGGAUCGAAUACACCCUCUUUGGAAAAUCUUAUUCAAAAUACUAGUCUUGUACUAGUUAAUAGUCAUUUCAGCAUGCAACAAGCUAGGCCAACUGUGCCAAAUUUUAUAGAAGUUGGAGGGCUCCACAUACGUGAACCUCAAACAUUAUCCCAAAAUUUGGAAAAUGUAGUUAGCAAUAAUAGUUUUGGAGUCAUUUACUUGUCGAUGGGUUCUAUGGUUGUAACUGAAACUUUCGAUUUUGAAAUACUUCAAGCAAUGUUCAAUGCUUUUGCUGAAUUGCCCUAUACUGUCUUGUGGAAAGCCUCACCUGAAAAAUUUCCUAAAGGCUUGACAAUUCCUGAAAACAUCUAUUUCCGAUCGUGGAUGCCUCAGAUAGAUAUUCUAUGCCAUCCUAAUGUGAAAUUAUUUAUUAGUCAUGGGGGUUUGUUAGGUAGCCAAGAAGCGGUGUAUUGUGCUGUUCCAAGAAUAGGAAUUCCAUUUUAUGGUGAUCAAGAAAGCAAUAUUCGCAUGUCCGAAAAACUGGGAAUUGGAAUUAAACUGCCUUAUGAGAAUAUAAAUAAAAAAAGUUUUCUUCAAACUAUCAAGCAGGUUCUUGAGGAUGAGAACUAUAAACACAAUGUUGAAAAAAUUUCUCAAUUAUUCAAAGAUCGUCCGAUGACACCUUUGGAUACCGCAGUUUAUUGGGUGGAAUAUGUAAUUAGGUAUAAAGGGGCUCCUCAUUUGCGUUCUGRYGGUGCUGAUUUYCAUUGGUAUCAGUAUUAUUUAGUAGACGUUGCAUUUAUUUUACUCUUUGGUUUAUUUGUACUUAUAUUGUUAAUUGUUUAUGGAUUAAAACUGGCACUGUGUUUCAUAAACGGUAAAGAAAAAGAUAAAGUUGAAUAGUUAUUAUUGUUAUUAAUUUUAUCAGAAAUAUAUUUCGGCAAUCUAUUUAGGUGUACUAGAUGCACACAACAAAAUAAAUGCACGUUUUUCCUUAAAUUGUUUAGUUUUAAAACUUUAUUAUUAU